Cynara cardunculus var. scolymus (artichoke) is the source of this 788-nucleotide messenger RNA. Its product is annotated as profilin-2. Lineage: Eukaryota; Viridiplantae; Streptophyta; Magnoliopsida; Asterales; Asteraceae. Gene Ontology annotation, cellular component: cell cortex. The record is from RefSeq and is a predicted model, not a curated record. The transcript has 4 exons. Gene Ontology annotation, molecular function: actin monomer binding. The coding region runs from base 134 to 529 and encodes 131 amino acids.
GCACGUCAUUUUGUCGUUGUUUCUACGCUAUAUUUAUCUCCUCUUCCUCCUCCCUACGAUUAUCGAACUCCAACCGCUGCUUUUCUACACAAAUCACAGAAAUCGGAGCAAAUCCAGCUACAAUCGGAGCAAGAUGUCGUGGCAAACUUACGUCGAUGACCAUUUGAUGUGCGAGAUCGAAGGCAAUCAUCUCUCCUCCGCCGCCAUCAUCGGACACGACGGCAGCAUCUGGGCCCAAUCAGCCACCUUCCCUCAGGUCAAGCCUGAGGAAAUAACUGCUAUUAUGAAUGACUUCAAUGAACCUGGCUCACUUGCUCCAACUGGCUUACAUCUUGGUGGGACUAAGUACAUGGUUAUUCAAGGCGAGGCAGGAGCUGUGAUUCGAGGGAAAAAGGGACCUGGAGGUGUUACUAUUAAAAAGACGGCAAUGUCUAUUAUCAUUGGUCUCUAUGAUGAACCCAUGGCUCCAGGCCAAUGCAACAUGAUUGUCGAAAGGCUUGGUGACUAUCUCCUGGAACAGGGUUUUUAAUACGCAUUCGGAAGAAAUGAUACAGUAAUAGUAAUUAAAGUUGUGGAAAGCUCCUGGAGUUGUAAACCAGGUGGCAAAUGGUGCUUGAUAACAGAUAUAAACGAUUCUGAAUGAAUUCCCCUUGUGGUGUUAUCCUCUCAUCUUGAUCAAGUGUGAUGGAUACUUGUUUACUUUGUUUCUGGAGUGGUAUUUCUUGGAUAUGUUUUUGAUUGGUUUUGGAUUAAUAUCAUUACUUACACCUCUCUCUCUCUUUUUUCUC